Molecule: messenger RNA, 1869 nt
Organism: Aplysia californica (California sea hare)
Lineage: Eukaryota; Metazoa; Mollusca; Gastropoda; Aplysiida; Aplysiidae
Product: ankyrin repeat and MYND domain-containing protein 2
Molecular function (GO): protein binding
Source: RefSeq, a predicted model, not a curated record
UCUUGGUCUCCCGGACAGACGAAUAGACAAGCAAGAAAACAAGGUUCCCAUUAAGUCGUAAUAGUAGGUUAGCUCAUUUAUGUCAUUCCAAGUUCCAAGCCAUGUACAUGUGAAUGAGCAGUACAUGUAAAAGUCAGGCCUAAACACAUUUAUUUAACGCAAAGAGAGCAAACGAGAGGGAAGAGGGAAGGGGAGAAGAGAGACCAAAUGAGCAAACAUGAGAUCAAUAAUCGUUGAGGACUGUGUACGCGCAGCAUUAACAUGGUUGCUCGUAGCCUUCGAGGAUUUUACAGUUUUGUCUCCUUCGCCUUCUUUCGUGUUUAGGGCUGUCUCCAUGGUUACCAGCAUUUUCUCGAAUAUUCCUAAUGUUUUGUGUAGAUGUUGCAUCGAGUUAGGACAGUUUAAAAUUGAAUUAUCCACAUUGCUCAAGAUGGCGACCACCGAAGAAGACAAGCGAACACCUGAUGAAAAACAGCUUUUCGAUCUGAUUGAAAAAGGCACUAAUGAAGCUGUCAUCGCCCACGUGAAAGCGUCAAAAGUCAAGAUUGACUGUCUGGAUCCUAAAGGAAUGACACCUUUACAGCUGGCUGCUUUUCGGGGGAACAAAGACCUUUGUGAGUUCUUCCUGGCAAAUGGGGCUGAUGUGAAUUCACACUUCCAUGAGAACUCCUACUCAACUUUGAUGUUUGCUGCUCUGUCAGGCCAGCACCAGUGCGUGAGUGUCAUCAACAACUUUUUCCCGCAGUCAGAGAUCGAUUACUACACCAAGCCUCAAGGUUUGGAGAAAGAAGCUAAACUGCCUGCCUCUGUAGCCCCUUCCCUGUGCAAGCUCAUCAAUUUCUCAAAUCUGCACCCUGUCAAAAUCACUCUGUUCCUACGAGAUCACGCAGAGUUGUUGGCCGAGUCCAAGCGAGUGUGCCUGGUUCUGUCGCGGCUGGUGGAGAAAAACAUGAAAUCUCGAGAGGUCAACGACGUGGUGGCCCUUAAGUGUCACUUCAUCUCCACUGUGGUCAAGCUGGCCGCCGAGGCGAAGGAGAACGACAAGGAGAAGUCGAUCACAGGCUGGCUCAAGAGUUUGACCCGAGGUCGGGACGGAGAUGGCUUCAUGGAGUUCCAGGAGCGGCUCAUCCGACAGUCCCUGAAGGAUUUCCCCUAUGUGAGCUCGGCUCUGCUGCAACAGCUGGUCAGGCAAAUUGCUCCUGUGAAAAUUGGUAAUGAUCCCACUGCAUUCUCACUGCUCACGUCCGCCAUCAAUGGCCAACAGUUUGCCUGGGAUGCUGGCGAGGGCUGCGAAACUUGUGGAGAGGCCAAGGCGGAGGCAAAAUGCUCUAAGUGUAAAAUGGUUGUCUACUGCAACCAGGAGUGUCAGAGGUUGAACUGGCCUACGCAUAAGAAACAAUGUGCUCGUCUCGCUGAGCAAUACAAGAUUCAGGAAGAACAAAAGAAGAAAGAGGAAGAACAGAAACGGUUGGAAGAGGAGAAACUCAAAGAACAGGAGGCGGAAGAAUCACAGAAAGCUGCCUCAGAGGGAGAUAAUCAGGGUGGGGGGGAUGGGGUGGAGGAGGCAAAGACAUCAGAGGCUGAGGUCACUCCAGAGAAACAGGAACAGUUAGAUCCAUCCCAACAUGAGGCUUGUGCCAACGAGAGUUGAUUGUGGCUUAACAGUAGUGUGGGGGAGGGACAAGGAGGAGAGGUGAAUGGAACAGCAGAAAAACUUGAUUGGCUGGAAAUGGUGGUGCGCUUGAUGAAUUAAUAGAAAAUGUGUUGUCUUGAAAGGUGUGUACGGAUAUAUGUGGGGCAGUGUGGUGAAAUCAGGCGCUCGUCAAAAUAAUGAAAGUCGAGAAAUUGGCAUUUUCCCGCAGGUUUGGG